Molecule: messenger RNA, 1545 nt
Organism: Penicillium mononematosum
Lineage: Eukaryota; Fungi; Ascomycota; Eurotiomycetes; Eurotiales; Aspergillaceae
Product: carotenoid oxygenase family protein
Exons: 4
Coding region: 1-1545 (514 amino acids)
Biological process (GO): carotene catabolic process
Molecular function (GO): carotenoid dioxygenase activity
Source: RefSeq, a predicted model, not a curated record
AUGGCAUCCCCUGCUCAGCAUUUUCCCAACCGCCCUCAGUUCUCGGACUUCAUGAAGCCAUGCCGAUUUGAGGGAGAGGUUCAAAAUCUAGAGGUGCAUGGAGAUCUUCCAAAUGACAUUGACGGUACUUUCUACCGUGUCAUGCCCGAUCCUCAGUUGCCUCCUUUCAUUGACGAUGAUCCCUGGUUCAAUGGAGAUGGAAAUGUCAGCGCAUUCCGCAUCAAGGACGGUUCUGUGACCUUCCAGCAGAAAUACGUUCGCACUGAGAAGUUUGUACGCGAGAGGGAAGCCCGCCGCGCGCUCAUUGGUACGGAUUUUCUAACCUACGUGGCAUCUAUUUUCCAAUUUAGAUACAUUAUAGAGCGGGCUAACCAUUUUCAACCAGGGAAAUAUCGAAACAAGUUUACUGAUGCGGUGGAAUUCACCGUUAGAAGUACUGCCAAUACCAAUGUUGUCAGUUUUAACGGCCAGCUCUUGGCUCUUAAGGAGGACUCCCCUCCAUAUGCGAUGGAUCCAGAGACCCUGGAAACAAAGGGCUUGUAUACCUUUGAUGGCCAGCUCCCCAGCGUAACUUUCACUGCCCACCCUAAGACCGAUCCAGUGACAGGAGAAUUGGUCUGUUUCGGUUAUGAAGCCAAGGGAGACGGCAGCCCCGAUAUUUGUUAUUAUACUAUUGGCUCUGACGGUAAGUUCACCCAGACAGUUUGGCUAGCAAGUCCUGUCUGUGGAAUGAUCCAUGACUUUGCAGUGACGGAGAACUGGGUUCUUUUCCCUGUGAUUCCCCAGUUAUGUGAUCUGGAACGAUUGAAGCAGGGUGGAGAACACUGGCAAUGGAGCCCUGAAACUCCCUUCUAUAUCGGAGUGAUUCCCCGCUACGGAGCUAAGCCCUCGGAUGUUAAGUGGUUCACAUACAAAAAUUCAUUCCCCGGCCAUACCGCCAACGCCUAUGAGCAAGAUGACGGGAAGAUUGUCUUCGAUCUCGGACUCAGUGACAAGAAUGUCUUUUACUGGUGGCCCGAUGCUCAGGGCAACUCGCCUAAGCCUAGCAAGAUCCACUCUCAAUUGACACGGUUUACUGUGGACCCUAAUGCGGAAGAAGGACAUCUCCCCGAGCCGGAGGUUUUGCACGAUGGAAAUUCUGAAUUCUAUCGCAUUGAUGAUCGGUUUUCGGGAAGAAAAUAUAGCCACAGUUACUUUGAUCUCAUGGACCCAGGCCUGGGAACGGACUUUGCAGCUAUUGCCCCGGUCAUGGGCGGUGGGUAUCCUCCUUAUAACUCGCUGGCACAUCACGACGAAAGCACAGGCAACACGGAAGUUUACUUCCCGGGACGCACACAUCUCGUGCAAGAACCCGUUUUCAUUCCGCGUGCGGGCUCUACGGAGGAAGGUGAUGGAUACUUGAUGGCAUUGGUAAACAACUAUCGCACCCUGUCCAGUGAGCUGCAUCUUCUAGAUUGUCGCGAUUUCACCAAGGCCCGGGCGAUCAUCAUGCUUCCUUUGAGACUCAGAGCUGGUCUACAUGGCAACUGGGUUAACAACAACUAG